GCCUUUAAUACCAACAUUCCUUGUACCAAAUGCGGCCUAUAUGUUAUUAAGAUGGUCAUAUGCGAUGCAAAGCGUUGAUUUGGAUCGGCCCCUUUUGAAUGAAGAAGAAAGGGAGGGAUUUACUUGAAGCCUUCCGCAAAACCUUCCUCACUCUCCAGAACCCUACUCCCCGCCAGAUAAAGAUGGAUGCAUCAUCAGAGCGUUACUGUUACAACCCCAUAUUGCGUUGGAAUCCUCAGGUGGAAGAUUACUUCAUCAAAGCCUAUGGGUCUCUUCAUUUUGCUCAAAUCUCCAAAGCUUUAACGCGUCCAUCUUGCUACUCUUGUAUUCGAGUGAAUACUCUCAAGACGACAAGUGAUGCUGUCAUUGAGAAACUUCAGGAAAUCAUGAGAAAGUCAGGGUCUGAUAAUGAUGUUGAAGACAUAAAUUUCGAAGAAAUUAAAGCAAAUAAAAGUAUUGAUUUGGAUAUGGCUGAGAAGCAAUCGUGCUUGCAAAAUGGGUCUGUCUCUAAGUGUCAGAUACCAGGCUUAGAAUAUGUUGUAUUUGUCAAGGGUUCUGGACCACAUACAAUUGACUAUGGUUAUGCGCCUGAUAAACCUCCGAAGGAGGUACUUGUUAGUAGGAAAUGUGCUGAAGCAGUUCUUCGAGGUGCUCAGGUAUAUGUUCCUGGUGUAAUGGCCUGCAGUGCUCAUGUUGAGGAAGGGGAUGCAGUUGCAGUUUCAGUUGCUGUGGAGCAGCCUGCUCCUGAUGGUGGAUGGGGACUUGGUAUAACACGUGGGACUGUUCUGCAGGGACUGCAGACAGAUCCUUAUUACUUUGAACGAAAUGGAUUAUACAUUGGUCAAGGAACAACAAUGUUGUCAAGAGCUCGGAUCUUUCGUGCUUCUCUAGGAAUUGCUGUUGAUAUGAAUAAUCAAGUAUUUAAGUUGCCUUCCUUUCAUGAUGUGCUUGAGGGGGAAAUAUUUCUUCAAAACCUGCCAAGCAUUGUCGCUGCUCAUGCUCUUGAUCCUCGGAAAGGUGAGCGAAUACUAGACAUGUGUGCAGCUCCAGGAGGGAAGACAACUGCAAUUGCUAUCCUUAUGAAGGAUGAAGGGGAGGUCAUUGCUGCAGAUAGAUCUCAUAAUAAGGUUAUGGAUAUUCAGAAAUUGGCUGCUGAGAUGGGUUUGACUUGUAUUACAACUUACAAACUAGAUGCUCUCAAAGCUGUUUGUAAAAGAAAUGGGUCAAGUGACAUGACCACUUUGUGCGGUAACAAGGAUAACAAUGAUGUAGUGAUUCAAAGUUCUGACUUGAGGCCUCUUGAGAAUGGGGGUUCAUCUACUACCACUGUAGGAUUGAAUGCUGAUACAAAUUGCAAGGAGAAUGUUAGCAAUGAAAAAGCGAAUGAGAGAACUUACAUUAGCAAAGCUGACAUCAGGAAGAACAUGCGAAGAAUGAGGAAUGGUCCUGGGAGAAAUCAAAGCCUAGGUGGUAGGGUUGAGAAUUCAAAAGGCUUCCUUCCUAACAGCUUUGAUCGGGUUCUUCUUGAUGCUCCUUGUUCGGCUCUUGGUUUGAGACCUAGACUUUUUGCUGGAGAGGAAACGAUAGAGACGUUAAGAAAUCAUGGGAAAUAUCAAAGGAGAAUGUUUGAUCAGGCUGUUCAGUUAGUACGCCCUGGUGGGGUCCUUGUGUACUCAACAUGUACAAUUAAUCCUGGUGAGAAUGAAGCAUUGGUCAGAUAUGCGUUGGAUACGUAUAAGUUCCUCUCUUUAGCACCACAGCACCCAAGAAUUGGAGGACCUGGUCUUGUUGGUAGUUGCCAAUUUCCAGAUGGAUAUAUUGAAGAGUGGCUAAGACCUGGAGAGGAGGAGUUGGUUCAGAGGUUUGAUCCCUCGUCUCCACUUGAUACAAUAGGGUUCUUCAUAGCCAAGUUUGUUGUAGGCCCCAAAGAAACCUGACUUGCCAGUUUGCAACUUGGAGCUUAGGUGUAAGACCAUUGAACGAAUUAUAGUGUUCUGUGGCUUUUAUUUUAUUGGUGUUGUAGUAUUCUUCUGUGCAGAGAGCAAUUUGCUGUCGAGAGAUGAAGAAAAGCAUGGUCCGAGCACUCUGUUUACCAAAUUAGAUAUGUGGUUCAAAUUAUUGUAUCAGUUCUGUUUGCUGUGUAGAAAUGAUGGGAUGAAUUUAUUUUUCAUGAAGCAAACUAUCAAAAUCCAGGGAAUUUCCUGUUUUGACUCAAGCACAAGGAAAGAGGUUUAUUGACAA
This is a messenger RNA of Theobroma cacao (cacao), 2241 nucleotides long. RefSeq names its product NOL1/NOP2/sun family protein. The record is from RefSeq and is a predicted model, not a curated record. Lineage: Eukaryota; Viridiplantae; Streptophyta; Magnoliopsida; Malvales; Malvaceae. Gene Ontology annotation, biological process: RNA methylation. Gene Ontology annotation, molecular function: RNA binding; RNA methyltransferase activity.